AAGAAAGAAAAAUAUAUCAUUAUUUAACAAUUCACCAUUAAAAUGAGAAUAAGAACAUUGCAGCAGGUUCAGAGGCAGUUUAUUAAAUAAACUUUAAAAGGGCUUAUCUUUAAAAAGCUGCUAUAAACCAGCAGUGGUCCUGCAGUAAACAUCAUAUUCUGUUUCAGUAUCUAUCACUGAGUUACUUUACUUGCUUUGUACACACAGUAAACUUGACUUGUUUAUCAUCAGCUCCAAUGAGCUCAAAAACUUUGUCACUUUGCAAUUCAAUAUUAAUAUUUCUCCACAUCCUUAAAAAUUAAAGGCAUUCUUUUACCUUGGCUAUUAAAUCCUAAUGGAAUUUAUUUUAAUAUAAGAGGAAUUUUAAGUUUUUUUUAAAUGUUCCACCACCCACAGGACAGAUGGGAGCUCUGCUUGAAGCCUUGGUCCUGUGUGUCAGUGAGUGUCAGCUUUGAAGGUUUGUUUGCAAUACACAUUCACCAAUCCCAUCUAGCUGUUCAGCUCAACACCCUCCUGCAAAGCAAACAACUGAUGUACUUUUGCACUCCUUACUCCAAAGGACUGAUUUCCUGAGGCACACCGCUGCAAAUGACAUUUCAUCAGCUACUCAAUCCAUUAAGCACCUACGUCAGCAAUGAUUGGGUGGGUUUCGAAGGUGAAGGGCUAUGUGGGGCCCAAUGUGUACUCAGAGGUGCCUGACGGAGGCUGGGGUUGGGUGGUGGCAGCGACUUUCUUCCUCGUGGAAGCUUACUCUUACGGCAUCAUCAAGAGCUUCGGCAUCUUCCUUCAGGACUUCAUGAGCCAAUUUGAAGAGAGCAAUAGCCGCGUGUCUUGGAUCAUCUCCAUCUGCAUCUUCAUUAUGACCUUCACGGCCCCCCUGUCCUCUGUGAUGAGCACCAGGUUUGGUUAUCAGCCUGUUGUCAUGCUGGGGGGCUUCCUGGUCUCUCUGGGCACCAUCACCACUGCCUUCACCAGCUCGAUCAACGAGAUGUACGUCACCAUCGGGGUCGUCUCAGGCCUGGGCUACUGCCUCACCUUCCUGCCCACAGUCACCAUCCUUUCACACUACUUCAACAAGCGGCGCUCCCUCGUCACGGCUGUUGCGUCAACCGGAGAGUCCCUCUCAGUGUUCGCCUUCGCCCCAGCCUUCACGGCUCUGAAGGAUCGCAUCGGUUGGCGAUAUUGUCUCAUUGUGAUCGGGGUCCUUCAAGGAACCAUCAUCGUCUGCGGGGUCCUACUUCGGCCCAUCAUCAUUCUGCCCGCUUGUGCGGAGGAGAAAGGCACCAGGGGGGCGCACGCUCAACAGCUUGAGGCCACGUUCAUGCUGGAGAAUGAACAAGCGGGGACCUGUGUCCUCUCAGAAGACUCAGGGGUCACCCCUGUGGCCUCCUCACCAAGUAAACUGGCUGAGCGGCAGAGGGCGGAGGAGUCCAUGGCUGCAGAGAGGAAGGCCUUAAUGCAGGAGCGGAAGGGAGCACCUCCUCUAAUGGCCACCAAGCACGUAAAGGAGGAGCUGGCACCUGCUACGGGCCGGGCGAAGCUCCUGGACUUCUCAGUGUUGAAGGACAGCGGCUUCAUCUGCUACUCACUGUUUGGUCUCUUUGCCACCCUGGGCUUCUUUGCGCCGCAGCUGUACGUCAUCGAGCUGAGCGUGAGCAGGGGCAUCGACAGGGACAAGGCGGCUUUCAUGCUUUCUGCCAUGGCCGUCUCCGAGUUAUGCGGCCGCCUGUCCAUUGGCUGGAUACUCAACAAGAGGCCGAUUCGCAAAAUCUACAUCCUGCUCAUGUGUGUGCUGCUGCUCUCUGUGGUGCUGGUGGUGUUCACCUUCAUCACCAGCAUCUGGGGGCUGGCCGCGUGCUGCGUGUUCUACGGCUUCCUGCUCGGCACCGUGACUUCCACGCACAUCCCCAUGCUAGCGGAGGAUGACGUGGUGGGUGUUGACAGGAUGUCGACUGCGGCGGGUGUCUACGUCUUCAUCCAGAGCUUCGCGGGGCUGGCCGGACCUCCCUUAGGAGGUUUUCUAGUGGACAUUACUAAAGAUUAUGGCUCUGCGUUUUAUUCUUGUGCUGUCGGUAUGGGCUUGGGGGGCCUGUUCCUCGGCCUUGUGCGUCCUGUCAAGGCCGGAUUCUGCUGCGCAAAGUCAAGCGGUCAACAGCAGGAAUAUCCCAUGGAGCUGUGCAAGGAGAACUCUUCUCAGGGCAAACAAACACUUGAGGACUUCCUGGAAAUCAGUGUUGCCUCGGAGAGGAGUCCUGCCCAACAGCAACCAGAGGGCAGCGCUGUUUCAUAACCAGGCGUGAAAGGAAAG
This is a messenger RNA of Scleropages formosus (Asian bonytongue), 2308 nucleotides long. Its product is annotated as monocarboxylate transporter 7. Bases 635 to 2290 code for a protein of 551 amino acids. The transcript has 6 exons. Gene Ontology annotation, biological process: monocarboxylic acid transport; transmembrane transport. The record is from RefSeq and is a predicted model, not a curated record. Gene Ontology annotation, molecular function: monocarboxylic acid transmembrane transporter activity. Lineage: Eukaryota; Metazoa; Chordata; Actinopteri; Osteoglossiformes; Osteoglossidae.